UGUUGGACAACCACCACGAAGGACGGACGCCGCCGCUGCUGUUCUUCUGCCACGCGCAUCAUCAUCUCUCCCUCCUCACUACCUCACAAUGGGCGCCGGCAGCUCUACCUCACAGCUCCGCCGCAAUGUCUCAGAUGAGAUUCGCAGCUGUGGCAAGAUCUUGGAAGACUUCGAGAAGCAUGACUUUGAUUGUGCUUCCUUGGGAGGAAUGAAAACUGUUUAUAAGAUGUUUCACUCAGCACUCAACGAGAUAGAAAAAAAAUGUACACUCAAGGAUGAAGGCCAAGAACUGGUUUCCUGUACAGAGAAGAAGAGUACAGAUGAGAGCACACUCAAGGAUGAAGGCCAAGAGCUGGUUUCCAGUGCAGAGAAGAAGAGUACAGCUGAGAGCACACUUAGGUAUGAAGGCCAAGAACUGGUUUCCUAUACAGAGAAGAGUACAGAUGAGAGCACACUCAUGGAUGAAGGCCAAGAACUGGUUGCCUGUACAGAGAAGAAUACAGACGAGAGCACACUCAAGGAUGAAGGCCAAGAACUGGUUUCCUGUACAGAGAAGAAGAGUACAGAUGAGAGCACACUCAGGUAUGAAGGCCAAGAACUGGUUGCCUGUACAGAGAAGAGUACAGAAGAGAUUGUAGAGACAACCACAGAUAAGAGUACAGUUAAGAGUGUGGCCACUGAGCAAAAAAAGAAGAUUGAGAAACAGAAGAAAGAGGAAAAGACAGAACCAACUCUGGACUCAGUAAUUGAUGAGCUGGAUAAGCUUUGGGAAGAAGAAAUAUCACCAAUGGAUGAUGCUGCAGCAGUUUUCUUGUUGAAGUUGCUGUGUGCUGUUCGCUUAACAUUAGAGAAGGCGUUGCACAAGAUUGCUAAGGUUGAAGAGUUUGACGAGAAUCAAGGAAGAAAUGACCAUGAAAGAAUGUUUUAGAAGAAAAUGGGACAAGCACCUACUAGCAAGAAUCAGGUUUAUGAAAGAUCAAUGUUUCUCACCUUAGUUUUAUGUCAGAAGAAAGUCUAAUGUUAUUAACCUUCAAAAGAUUGAUGAUUUAUUUGUUUCCAUGGAAAUAAUU
Messenger RNA from Procambarus clarkii (red swamp crayfish), 1070 nucleotides. RefSeq names its product kinesin-II 95 kDa subunit-like. The record is from RefSeq and is a predicted model, not a curated record. NCBI's taxonomy places the organism in Eukaryota, Metazoa, Arthropoda, Malacostraca, Decapoda, Cambaridae.